Messenger RNA from Rattus norvegicus (Norway rat), 11060 nucleotides. It is a transcript of the gene Zfp335, whose product is annotated as zinc finger protein 335. Gene Ontology annotation, cellular component: nucleus. Gene Ontology annotation, biological process: positive regulation of cell population proliferation; brain development; positive regulation of DNA-templated transcription. NCBI's taxonomy places the organism in Eukaryota, Metazoa, Chordata, Mammalia, Rodentia, Muridae. The record is from RefSeq and is a predicted model, not a curated record.
AGCAUACCUAAGAGAAGUAAGCGACCAGUUCUAGAAGCCUAGUGAUUUUCUCCUGUAGUGUGUGAGCAUCUGCUCCUUCUUUGGUAAACUGUUGCUCAGGCAUUAAAGCUUUCAACAAACUCACAAACAACAGCAUUUCACUUCCUUUUUCUUUUGGGGGGUUGGGCGUGGAGUGGGGCAGGAACUCUAGCCUCACUCCAACGCUCGCUGCCUAUGUGCUUUUGACUUACCACAUAAGCCCUGGUCUGCUUUGCCACUCUCUCGCCACCUCCUGACUGCUUUAGCACUUUAUGAAUCGAUUUACAGGUUGGUCUGAAUCAUUCAGCCCUGAUAGAGCCCCGCCUACCUUGUAAAGGUCAUGCCUACCCCGGGCUUGUCAAAGCCACUAAAGUUGCACAUCACAGUCCCUUUUGGAUGAACUUGUCACCUGUGAACACAGCUUUACCAGGCUGAGCAAACUACAUAUCAAAUACCACUGGCUCCGUGUCUCGUCUUCUUAGUAGCGUCUGUCCUUCCUGCUAUCUACCAAUCCCUGACGCUCAUGGGACUUCAGGUUGUGACCUUGAGUCCACAUGGUUUACAGCAGCCAGUCCAUCCCGGGCUAGUUUUCCUUGAGUUUCCUCAGGUAAUGCGCUCUGUCUAGAAGAGGUAGGUACUUACUUUCCCAUUCCUAUAACAAUCAUAGGAAUCCCACCUGCCCUGAGUCCUACAGCCUCCGGAGCUAGGCCCUUCCAUCUCGUUUUAAAAGCUUCCCCAAUUCAUAGAGCUCAGAGGGAGAAGACUUCUGAUUCUCGGUUUUCUACACCGGGUAUUAGUCAGGUCAGUUAAAUGCUGGGUCACAGGUUGCUCUGCACAAGGCUAACGGUUGGCCCCAAGACACCAUCAAUCAAUCCCACCUCUCUCUCCAUCUCUGUUCUCUGAAUUUUUCUGUUUUUUUUUGUUUUGUUUUGUUUUUUUAGUUUUGAGUCCCAAGAAGGGCUAAUUUGUGCCCUCCCGUCAGUCCCGGCCCUUAAAGGAAAUGAUUGCCAACAUUUGUGCCUCAUCUCUCACCAUGUCUUCGGCCAAAUCAGAGGCUAAUGUCGUCAGCUCAUCGUGACUUUGCACUGUCGUAUUGCUGUUUCGAGGAGAUACCAUGACCAAGGCAACUAUUACAAGAGAAAGCACAGCUUUUUUUGUGGGGAGGAGCUCAGCUCUGGCAGUGUACCUGAGAGAGCUGCAUCCUUAUCCACAGGCAGAGAGGCAGGCAGGCAGGCAGGCAGACAGACACUGGCCCGGCUUGGACUUCUGAAACCUCAAAGCCUACCCCUACACACUUCCUCCAACAAGGCCACACUUUCUAAUCCCUCUAAUUCUCAAACAGUUCCAUGCUCUAGUGACUUGAGCAUUCAAACAUUGGAGGCCAUGGGGACCAUUCUCAUUCAGACCAGCACAGCUCACACCCCACCACUCUUCUGUGACCCUGGAGAAGUCUCUCUUCAUCCUCAGGUUUCUUCUCUCUGUGUGGAAGACAACCUUUUGCUAUGAACUUGGGCAUAAGGUCUCUCUCUGCCCCAAACUGUCUGUAUGGAAGGCUUGGUCCUCGGUUGAUGAUCGAUUGAGAAGUGACUGGAGGGGGUUGGGGAUUUGGCUCAGUGGUAGAGCGCUUACCUAGGAAGCGCAAGGUCCUGGGUUCGGUCCCCAGCCCCGGAAAAAAAAAAAAAAGGAAAAAAAAAAAAAAAGAGAAGUGACUGGAUUGUGAAGUGCUAAAUUCACCACUGAAUUCAUAGCAAAGUUACUACUAGGUGGUACCUUCUUGAAGGGUCACUGCCUUUGAAGAUAUAGUACUACUUUGUCCCUGUCCCACCCACUCCCCUCUACCCACCAUGAUUGGUUCUUUACAUUUGUCCCAGGCCCAAAGCAGACAUCUGACUGGACAGAAACCUUUGACAUGAUCCAAACGCAAUCAUCCUCUCCUGUUGUUACUGAAAGGGUUCAGAUUUGGGGAGUAUGCUGGCUAGUUUUAUAUCAACCUGAUAAAAACUAGUCAGAGAGGAGGGAGCCUCAAUUGUAAAAAUGCUUCCAUAUGACUGGGCUGUUGGUAAGUAAGCCAGUUUAGUGAUCCAGGUAGGAGGGUCUGGACCCAUUGUGGGUGAUGACACCCUGAGCUGGUGGUCCUGGGUUCUAUAAGAAAGCAGGCUGAAUAUUCAGAUGAGCUUCUGCUUCUGUUGAAAAGGAUGCUGUGUUUGAUUGUGGUCCGAAGCUUUGAAGCACUACUUGGCAUCUCCUUCCUUGGAGGUCUCACUGUUUUAACAUAACAGAUUUGAUAGCUUGUUGGUAAGGUGAGGUCCAGCUUGUCUCCACUAGGUCAUCUUCAUGUGAAUCCGGUGGUUAUACGGUUUUGUUCUAGGGAUAUUUCAUUUUUUUAAUAACGGUUUUAGCUGACAUUCAUGGAGAGAAUGAAUCCUUAGAACUGUGCCACUAGUGAAAGGAAAUCCUGUCUAGAGUAUGUUUCUUUACAAAGCUGUGUCACACCAUCCUUUGGGCCCUCUGCUGGAAAAGUAGAAUCAAGUCUCAAAUAAUGCCUUUUAAAUUGUAUCCUCUAGUAUUGUAGAUGUAGGACAGUACUGUAUCAUACCUCUGUGGAUGUAAAAUAGCUUGUACCUGCUUUAUGAUACGUAGUAGUGACCGUGCUUUAUCAGAGAUGUUUUUAAUGAUGUUGCUCAGAAUGUUUUCUUUCCAGAUGAUGAUUGAGAAGCUAAUUUAAAAAAAAAUGGUGCCAGGUACCACAAGAGUAACAGAACUGUGCUGUUUCUCGGGUUUUGUUUUUUUACUUUUUUUUUUUUAAUGGAGUGUGCUGGAUGUCUCUACAGUUUUGUUCAGAUGACUGCAGAACCUGGAAAAGCUGUUGCUGCUGUUGAUGCAUAACACACUGCUAUUAUUGGUCUUUUUAUAUAAAUAUAAAUAUAUAUAUACAGAUAUAUAAUUUGAAUUUUUUGAAACUUUACCUGUGCUGUCAACUUUCGAAAAAAGCAUCCCUGUUUACUGUGUUGAGUUGGCACUGUACAGAAAUUAACAGCCAUAUUGGUCUAGAAAUGUUGAACUUAAGUUUUUUCCAUUUGUACAGGGGUAACACACUGUAUUAAAUAUGUAAGGUCUUAUAUACGUGGGUUUGAUUACAAAAACUAAUAAAGUAUUCUCUAAAUUAAAAAAAAAAAUAAAAGAAAGCAGGCUGAGCAAGCCAGGAGGAGCAAGUGAGUAAGCAGCCCCCCUCCACGGCCUCUGCAUCAGCUCCUGCAUUCAAGUUCCCGCCUUGGUUGAGUCCUGUCUUCAUUUCCUUUGAAGAGGAACCUGAUAAGGAAGAGAAACAAAAUAAACUCUCUCCUUCUCAAGUUGCUCUUGGUCAUAAUAUUAAAUCACAGCAAAAAAAAAAAAAAAAAAAAUCCCCAAACAGGGUUCAAAGGCCAUAUUGAAGUUGAUUUUUCUUUGUAAAAUAAACUUACUAGAAGAAUAUUAAUGAAUAGACAGCAACAUGGCAGGGCACUGAGGGAACAGCAAUCUCAAACCUUUUGGUUACCUCAAAUAUUUUGCCAGUAACCACAACAACAAUUAAAAACAAACAAACAAAAACAAAAAUCCCCAAUAUCUUAGAUAUAUUUCUAUUGCUGUGAAGAGACCCCAUGACCAAGGCGAUUUAUAAAAGAAAAAAAUUAGGGGCUGGGGAUUUAGCUCAGUGGUAGAGCGCUUACCUAGGAAGCGCAAGGUCCUGGGUUCGGUCCCCAGCUCCGAAAAAAAAGAACCAAAAAAAAAAAAAAAAAAAAAAAAAGAAAGAAAAAAAUUAUUCAGGCUCAUGGUUCCAGAAGGUUGAGUCCAUGUUCAUCAUGGCCAGGAGCCUGGCAGCAGGCAGGAAGGCAUGAAGCUAGCCCAGUAGCUAAGAACAUACGUACAUCCUCAUCUACAAGUCAAAGGCGGAAAGAGUUAACUAGGAAUGGGGUGAGCUUCUGAAACCUCAAAGCACACCUCCCAGUGACACACCUCUUCCAACAAGGCCAUAAUCCCUAACCCCUCCCAAACAGUCCUACCAUUUGGAAAAAAGCACUCAAAUGUAAGGGGGUGGGUGUUCUCAUUUAACCCCUCCUCCUGUGCUUUAAGAGGUGCUGGGCAUGGCGAUAUGCGUUGAUAAUUCUGAUGCUCAGAAGGCAGGAGUUCCAGGCCGGUGUGAUUACACAAUGACACACUGACAUGCCCAUAGUGCCUGGUACAGUUCCUCCUCUUCCUUCUGGGUUUCUCAACUGUCCACUUUAACAUCCUUGGGUGAGAGCAGCUGUCUUCACUGCUUUCAGAAUUUUUUUCCAACAACACGCUCUGCUGAGAACCCUGGACUGGUGGUCAGGAAAGCAGGGUUUGAACUCGGCUUAGUGGCUCAUGCCUUAUAAUUCAGGCUGUUGUCAGGAGAGGCAGGAGUAUUAGGAGGUUGGGUCAGCCUUGGCUAAGCAGCAAGUUCAAGGCCAACCUAGGUCUCAUUAGUGUGUGUGUGCAAGCACCUUUUUAAUUGGCUUAAUCUCUGUUCUUGAAGUUGUACAUGCAUGCAUGUCUGUGUUGAGGUAUGCAAAGUGACUGUACAUGCAUGCAUGUCUGUGUUGAGGUAUGCAAAGUGACUGCAGCUGUCCAGGAAGGGCCAGAAGAGGAUCCCCCUAGAGCUGAGUUACUGGUAGCUGUGACCACCAGAAGUGGCCGCAGGAACUGUCUAUGCCAUUAAUCACUGAGCCCCCUCUCCUGCAGACCUAGUUUCCCAAACCCAACACAACAGAGGUGGGAAGCAGAGGGUGAACCAAGGAAACCAGCCACCAAGAGAACCUGAGCCAUCUUUGUCUGUCUUGGCCCUGCUCUUUUCUGCUCCAUGAUCAGGCUGCUAACACCCACACCAGGAUAUUCUGGAAUCCUGUCAUCAGGUUAGGGUUGGAAUUGGGUAGCCUGACGUAGGUGACUUGGACAGAGAAAGAAGGCACCUAUAGAAGUGUUAAAACCAGCCUGCCAUGAAGCUAGCCUGAACACAAGUCUCGGGGAUUGUUCUAGAGGCCUGGUAAUGCUGGGUGGGAAGGAGGGUCAGACAGACAGAACACAGACCUCCUGGCCUAUUUCUACAAAAGAGGAAACACGAGGAAGGGAGGACUUUUUGUGACAAGAUCGUAGGAGCCCUCGUGUCCAGGUGCUGGCAAUUAACUCAAAGCAGCUGUCUUUUUCACUACAUUGCUUUUUCUUCUCUCCUCCUCCUCUUUUUUUUUUUUUUUUAAAGACACGGUUUCUUUAUGUAGCCUUGGCUGUCCUGGAACUAGCUCUGUAGACCAGGCUGGCUUUGAACUCACAGAGAUCCAUCUGUUUCUGCCUCUCCAGUUCUGGGUUUAAAGGUGUGUGCCACUAUUCCCUGGCUCUUAUUCCUUUCUUUUGGUUGUUUUGUUUUGAGAUAGGGUCCCAGAGCAGGUUGGCCUCGAAGUCACAAAAUCUGCCUGCCUCUGCUUCCCAAGUGCUAGGACUUAAAUAGCAUGCACCAGCACUGUCCGGCUUUAAGCAUUUAUUUAUUGUUAUGUCUGUGAGGGCACACAUGCGACAAAAAGCAUGUGGAGGUGGGAGGACAGCCUGGAAGAGACUGUUCUCUCCUUUUACCAUGCGGAUUCUGGGAAAAACUCACUACGUAGCCCCAGCUGGUCUAUGUGAACUCAAAUGAGGUUAGCCUGCCUCUCCCGAGUGCUGGAUUAAAAGUCUAAGCCACCACAGUGGGCCCAAGAACUGCAGGCUUCUAAAAAUACCUAAUACUGCGCACGUGUGUAUGCUAAGAAUCGAACCCAGGGCCUCAUGUUUGCCACUGAGCUAAUUCCCCAACUUCUAAACACACCUACACUAUCUACAAUGACCAGAGGACAGCUGGGUGUCUGAACCUACAGUCCUAAUAAUGUUAAAAAAUACAUGGGUUGGGGAUUUAGCUCAGUGGUAAAGCGCUUGCCUAGGAAGCGCAAGGCCCUGGGUUCGGUCCCCAGCUCCGAAAAAAAGAAAAAAAAAAAAUACAGCUCGAAGUGCACCAUGGUCCAAGCAUUAAAUCUCCAAAACUCCCUGACCUCCCUAUCUGCCAAGUCGCCUUAGCUGUGACUCCGGAUCAGCCUUUCCUGUCCUCAAAUCUGUUUUCCCAUCUGUAUACGCUCCCUCCCCACGGUACAGCAAACCUAACCCCGGAGGACCCGAUCCGGAUCGAGAGGACCUUUAAGCUAUAGGUGAAAAGCCAAGAAAAACACUGACGUCUCCUCCCCUCUGAACGCCUCUAAGCCAUCCUAGGUCGCUGCGGUUCCCUAAGCGACCCCUGGAGGUGUGGCUAGACGCUGGAGGCCACGCCCACGAGAGCUCGGAGCCUCCGCCGCGCCUCGUCCUGGGAGCCUAGGAUGGGACCUGCGUGACGUCACUCCACUUCCCGUGUAGCCAUCCGCCACGAGAGAAAGUAGUCCCCGGGCCCAGCUGACCGCAGCCCCAAUACUAGGCAACGUACAAACUUCUAGAGUCCUUUUGGGCCCGACGACGGUUCUGAGUCCUCUGAGAGACCUUCUGAAACUCCGCAAAUCUGCCUUUCCCCGGGGGGCGGCGGCGGAAGUAGUUCCGGUUCGAGGGAGGCUGAUGGGUUCCUCCGCGACGGGGGUGAGAGGAUGGCGACCUCGUCGAUGCCGGAGUCGGAGAGCGACACAGCAGCCAGAGGCUCAGAGUGAAAGCCUCAUACCCUGCGCUUCGCUGUCAAUCGGUCCCCAGAACCAAUGGAGGAGAACGAGGUGGAGAGCAGUAGCGACGCGGCCCCUCGGCCUGGCCAGCCGGAGGAGCCUUCUGAGAGCGGCCUGGGUGUGGGCACCUCGGAAGCUGUGUCCGCGGACAGUACGGACGCUGCGACCGCCCCAGGAUUAACGGAGGCCGAUGACUCUGGAGUGGGGCAGAGCUCAGACAGUGGCAGCCGCUCUGUGGAGGAGGUAUCCGAGAGCAUUUCAACAGAGCCCUUGCCUCAGGGCUACCUCCCUGAUUCAUCUUCUGUGUCCCGGGGACCAGUGGCAGAAGUGCCAGGUGGCCCCCCAGCCCUGGUGCAUUCCAGUGCUCUCCCAGACCCCAGCAUGCUGGUGUCUGACUGCACAGCUUCCUCUUCAGACCUAGGCUCCGCCAUUGACAAGAUCAUUGAAUCUACCAUUGGCCCGGACCUCAUCCAGAGCUGCAUCACUGUGACCAGUGGUGAAGAGGGAGGAGCUGAGACCACACAGUACCUGAUCCUGCAGGGCCCAGAUGAUGGUGCUCCCAUGGCGUCAUCAAUGUCUACUUCCACCUUGGCCAACAGUCUGGCAGCCAUUGAAGCCCUGGCUGAUGGUCCCACAUCCACAUCUACUUGCCUGGAGCCUGCUGAGCAGCCACCGGGAGAGCCUAGUUCUCUAGCACAGCCCCCAGCACCUGUUGUCGAGGAGCUGGACCUGCAGGGCCUGGAGGCCAUGAUGGAGGUGGUGGUUGUGCAGCAGUUCAAGUGCAAGAUGUGCCAGUACCGGAGCAGCACCAAGGCCACCCUGCUCCGCCACAUGCGGGAGCGGCACUUCCGCCCAGCAGCACUAGCAGUAGCAGCAGCAGCAGCUGGUAAAAGGGGACGUGUACGGAAGUGGGGCACUUCCACCAAGACUACAGAGGAGGAGGGGCCGGAGGAAGAGGAGGAGGACGACGACAUUGUGGAUGCUGGGGCAAUUGAUGAUCUGGAGGAGGACAGUGACUACAACCCAGCUGAGGAUGAGCCCCGGGGCCGGCAGCUACGGCUUCAGCGUCCCACACCGAGUACCCUGAGACCUCGACGGAGGCCUGGCCGGCCCCGAAAGUUGCCUCGCCUAGAGACCUCAGACCUCCAUGAUGGCAUAGGAGAGCCGCUAGUGAGUUCGCAGAGCACACAGAGCCCUCCAGAGCUUCAGGAUCUCGAGGCUCCCAGCUCCUCCGACCUAAGGGCCCUGGGCAAAGUGGGGAGAGGCCUGGUGGAAACUGGUGUGAGUCAGUCAGAUGCUGAGAAUGCAGCCCCGUCUUGCCAGGAUGAAGCUGAUGUCCCACCCCGCCGCCGUGGAAGACCUUCCAGGCGGUUCCUAGGGAAGAAAUACCGAAAGUACUACUACAAGUCGCCCAAGCCACUGCUCAGGCCUUACCUGUGCCGCAUAUGUGGCUCACGAUUCCUGUCCCAUGAAGACCUUCGCUUCCAUGUCAACUCCCAUGAGGCUGGUGACCCACAGCUCUUUAAGUGCCUACAAUGUAGCUACCGCUCCCGCCGCUGGUCCUCACUGAAGGAGCACAUGUUCAACCACGUGGGCAGCAAACCCUACAAGUGUGACGAAUGCAGCUACACCAGUGUCUACCGCAAGGAUGUUAUUCGGCAUGCGGCCGUGCACAGCCAGGACCGAAAGAAGAGGCCGGAUCCGACCCCAAAGCUGAGCUCUUUCCCUUGCCCAGUGUGUGGCCGUGUAUACCCCAUGCAGAAGAGACUAACACAGCACAUGAAGACUCACAGUACGGAGAAGCCACACAUGUGCGAUAAGUGUGGAAAGUCCUUUAAGAAGCGGUACACCUUCAAAAUGCACUUGCUCACACACAUCCAGGCUGUUGCCAACCGCAGAUUCAAGUGUGAGUUCUGCGAGUUUGUUUGUGAGGACAAGAAAGCACUGUUGAACCACCAGCUGUCCCAUGUUAGCGACAAGCCCUUCAAAUGCAGCUUUUGUCCCUAUCGCACCUUCCGUGAGGACUUCCUGCUGUCUCAUGUGGCUGUGAAGCACACAGGAGCCAAGCCCUUCGCCUGUGAGUACUGCCACUUCAGCACUCGCCACAAGAAGAACCUGCGCCUGCAUGUACGGUGCCGACAUGCGAACAGCUUUGAGGAGUGGGGACGGCGCCACCCUGAGGAGCCUCCAUCCCGUCGCCGCCCCUUCUUCUCUCUGCAACAGAUAGAAGAGCUGAAGCAGCAGCACAGUGCGGCCCCUGGCCCUCCCCUCAGCUCAGCAGGCCCCGAGGCCCCCCAAGAACCAGCACCUUUCCAGCCACCUGAGACUCCCCCACUACUCUGUCCUGAUGCCCUAGGUGGUGCCACAAUCAUCUACCAGCAAGGCGCUGAGGAGUCCACUGCAAUGGCCACUCAGACAGCCUUGGAUCUACUGUUGAACAUGAGCGCCCAACGAGAGCUGGGGGCCACAGCCUUGCAGGUGGCUGUGGUGAAGUCAGAGGACGUGGAGGCAGAGUUGACAUCUACUGCUAGGCAGCCUUCCUCUGAAGACACCACUCCACGGGUGGUGACACUUCAUGUGGCAGAGUCAGGGAGCAGUGUGGCAGCUGAGAGCCAGCUAGGCCCGUCUGACCUACAGCAGAUUGCCUUGCCACCUGGGCCAUUCAGUGGGGCCAGCUACAGUGUCAUCACAGCACCCCCCGUGGAGGGGAGGGCAUCAGCUUCCGGCCCACCUUACAGGGAAGAACCUCCAGGAGAGGCAGCCCAGGCUGUGGUUGUGAACGACACUCUCAAGGAAGCUGGCACCCACUAUAUCAUGGCAGCUGAUGGGACCCAGUUGCACCACAUUGAGCUGACUGCAGAUGGCUCCAUCUCCUUCCCAAGCCCAGAUACUCUGGCCCCUGGAACCAAGUGGCCCCUGCUGCAGUGUGGAGGGCCACCUAGAGAUGGUCCUGAGGUUCUGUCUCCAACGAAGACCCACCAUACGGGAGGCUCCCAGGGCUCUUCCACCCCACCCCCUGCAACCAGCCAUGCCCUAGGCCUGCUAGUACCCCACUCCCCACCGUCUGCAGCAGCUUCAUCAACAAAGAAGUUCUCCUGCAAGGUGUGCUCAGAGGCCUUCCCUAGCCGUGCAGAGAUGGAGAGUCACAAGCGGGCCCAUGCUGGGCCUGCUGCCUUCAAGUGCCCUGACUGCCCCUUCAGUGCUCGCCAAUGGCCCGAGGUCCGGGCUCACAUGGCACAGCACUCCAGUCUGAGGCCCCACCAGUGCAAUCAGUGUAGCUUCGCCUCCAAGAACAAGAAGGACCUCAGGCGGCACAUGCUGACACACACCAAUGAGAAGCCUUUCUCAUGCCACGUCUGUGGGCAGCGUUUCAACAGGAACGGGCACCUCAAAUUCCACAUCCAGCGGCUACAUAGCAUCGAUGGUAGAAAGACUGGGACUUCUACAGCCCGAGCCCCAGCCCAGACCAUCAUCCUCAAUAGUGAAGAGGAGACACUGGCCACACUGCACACUGCCUUCCAGUCGAAUCACGGGACUCUGGGGACAGAGAGGCUACAGCAGGCACUGAGCCAGGAGCAUAUCAUUGUGGCCCAGGAACAGACAGUGGCCAAUCAGGAGGAAGCUACCUACAUCCAGGAAAUCACGGCAGAUGGCCAGACGGUACAGCAUCUGGUGACCUCAGACAACCAGGUUCAGUAUAUCAUCUCUCAGGAUGGUGUCCAGCACUUGCUGCCUCAGGAGUACGUUGUGGUCCCUGAUGGCCAUCACAUCCAGGUCCAGGAGGGCCAGAUCACACACAUCCAGUAUGAGCAGGGCACCCCAUUCCUACAGGAGUCCCAGAUCCAGUAUGUACCUGUAUCCCCCAGCCAGCAGCUUGUCACCCAGGCUCAGCUUGAAGCUGCAGCACAUUCUGCUGUUACAGCAGUGGCUGAUGCUGCCAUGGCCCAAGCCCAGGGCCUGUUUGGCACUGAGGAGGCAGUGCCGGAACACAUUCAACAGCUGCAGCAUCAGGGCAUCGAGUACGACGUCAUCACCCUCUCGGAUGACUGAGCCUCAAAGGCCCAACGCUGAUCGUGGAUAUCGGGGCCAGCUCUCCUGGAGACUAGGGACUUUCCUGUCCUACUUAGGGCCUCCAGAUACUGGACAGUUAGUGUCCCUUGACUCCAAAGGAGCCAGACCUGUGCUCUUGGGGGGCAGCCAAGGGCUCCAGCCAGGACAUGCUGGGUGUGUCAGCCUGCUGGCAGGCUUUGGGAGAGAAAUUUAUUUUUGUUUUGAUGGACCCACUGGCUCCUGUCUCAAUAAAGGGACCAGAGUCCAGCUCUUGCA